Cavenderia fasciculata is the source of this 3849-nucleotide messenger RNA. RefSeq names its product SNF2-related domain-containing protein. Bases 1 to 3849 code for a protein of 1282 amino acids. Gene Ontology annotation, molecular function: ATP-dependent chromatin remodeler activity; ATP binding; histone binding. Gene Ontology annotation, biological process: positive regulation of transcription by RNA polymerase II. Gene Ontology annotation, cellular component: nucleus. The record is from RefSeq and is a predicted model, not a curated record. The transcript has 7 exons. NCBI's taxonomy places the organism in Eukaryota, Evosea, Eumycetozoa, Acytosteliales, Cavenderiaceae.
AUGUCUCCUAGUUUAGCAUCUUUUGAUGAUAAUUCGUCAUCCGUAUCGAUUGAAGAUUUAUCUAUUGCUCAAAAGAAAGAUAAUGUACUUCACAAUUUGAUUAAUGCAUUAAAAGUAUUAAAAUCAAAAGGAGUCAGUGAAUAUAAUGAACAGUAUCAAUCGUUACUUCAACUCAUUCAACUAUACUCUAGUAAUAAGAUUUCAAUCAAGGGAACCGAUAUAGCAUAUAGUAUUGGCAAUGGUGUCGUUGAGAGUGAGACUGUCACUGCUGCCUCUGCUGCAGCAGCUGUUGCUGCAGCUCAACCCAAGGUUGUAUCUACUAUAUCCGAGGUCGUAGAAGAAGACAUUGAUAUGAACGACACUCAAACGACAUCGACCACUUCUACUACCACUUCGACCAGUGGAGGAGACGUUGACAUGAUGACAAAUGAAGAUGAUGAAGAACAGACAACAACAAACAAACUCGACGAAGAGUUGAGACUAAAAGCAAAUCAAAUACCCAUUUUCAAAGCACAAUUAGAGGCCUUUAAAUAUCUCUCCAGAAACCUUCCCAUUCCAAGUAAUACAUUGUCCAAGAUUUCAAAUCUACUCGAAUACGAACCAAAGGAAGAGUUUGAUGAUUUAAAGUUUUAUUCUAAAGGUUCAAUUAAAACAGAUAAUUUAAACCAACCAAAUCCAGAUAUACCAGAAACAUAUAAAGGAUUAUAUGAAGCUGUUCAAUCAAUCCAUGAAAGAGAGGAAAGAAUAGCAUCAAAGAUCCAAUACCGCAUUGAAGAAUUAAAAGAUUUACCAUCAACCAUUCAACCAGAAUUAAAAACAAGAUCAUUAAUCGAAAUGAAACAAUUAAAAGUAUGUUUUAAAAAGAAUAUUUUCAAAGAGAUUGUAUAUGUAUUAAAUGUUCAAAAAAAAGUUAGAAAUGAUAUUCUAAGUGAAUUAAAUGAAGAUAUAUUUAUAAAUUCAGUUGAUAAUAUUGAUAUAUUUGUUAAACCAAUUCCAAGAGAAACAUUUAAAUCUGGAGAAAUGAUGUAUGAAGGAUCAACUUCACAACAAAAUGUGGAAUCAAUAUUUACAGUGAAUAGAAAGAAAUUCUUGUCUGCUGUAUUGAAUCAUCACAAAGAGUUUUCAGAGUUUCAUAGCAAAAAGGAGAAACAAACCAAGAAUGCAUUGAAACUCAUUCACAGAUUCCAUCUUGAAAAGGAGAGAAGAGAGCAAGAGAGAUUGCGCAAGGAGCGUAUUCGUUUGCUCAAGUUGCAAGAUACCGAGGGUUACAGAGACCUUUUGGCCAAGACCAAAAACGAUCGUCUCGAGAUGCUCAUGUCUCAGACUGAUUCGUUGCUCUCCAAGAUUGACUUUUUGGUGCAAAAGGAAAAGGUCGAACAAGAGGAACGCGCCGAAAAAGAACGUGAAGAACGUGAGGAAAAGGAAAAGUUGGAUUUGAUUGCCAACGCCAAUACUCCUCCUUCAUCAAACAACCAAGUGGACGGAUCGUCAACAGAAGAGAAAAAGGAUGGUGUUGCUACAGAAGGUGGAGACAAGACGCAAUGGUUCAACGCACCAUUCACAGGUGGCAGCAGUGCCAAACAACCCAAGUCGCAUAUUAGUGUCAAUGAAGAAGAGUCACUCAUCAUUAUCAAUCGUCUGCAUCAAGUGUUGCGUUACUUUUUGUUGCGUCGUCUCAAAAAGGAUGUCGAGUCGCAGUUGCCCGAGAAAAAGGAGCGUGUCAUCAAGUGCAACUUGUCGGCCAUGCAGAUUGUCAUGUACCGUUCGAUCGCCGAGUAUGGCCAGCUGCCCAUCGACCCCACCUCCGAGAUGUUUAAAAAGAGCAAGACUGGUAUGCGUGGCUUCAACAACACACUCAAGCAGAUGCAAAAGAUUUGUAACCAUCCAUACCUCUUUUUGAGCGAAUGGGAUAUCAACGAAGACUUGAUUCGUGCAUCGGGCAAGUUUGACAUGAUGGACCAGAUCCUGCUCAAGAUGAAGGCGUCUGGCCAUCGUGUACUCAUCUUUACACAAAUGACAGAAGUUAUCAAUUUGAUGGGCGAGUACUUUUCGCUCAAAGAGUGGGAUUAUUUGCGUUUGGACGGUAGCACCAAGCCCGAGGAACGUAGCAGAUUGGUGGUCGAGUGGAACCGCAAGGAUUCACCGUUCUUUAUCUUUGUAUUGUCCACCCAUGCCGGUGGUUUGGGUAUGAACUUGCAGACAGCCGACACGGUCAUUAUCUUUGACUCUGACUGGAACCCGCAGAUGGAUCUUCAAGCACAGGAUCGUUGCCAUCGUGUGGGACAGGUGAACCGUGUCAAUGUGUUCCGUCUCAUCUCGGCCAACUCGAUCGAAGAAAAGAUUUUGGAGCGUGCCACAGACAAGCUCGAGAUUGACGCCAAGAUCAUCCAGGCCGGUAUGUUUAACACCCAUUCAAACGACCAGGAGCGUCGUGCCAAGCUCGAGGAGUUCCUCCACGGGUUCCCCGCCAACACGGCCGAGGAAGCUACGACCGACCUUGAAGAGAUCAACCGUCUGAUUGCCCGUGACGACGAGGAGCUGAUCCAGUUCCAGGCCAUCGACAAGGAAGCUGCUCGUAUCGAGACACUCAAGAACAAGGGUGUCAAGAAGCAGCACAAGUCGCGUCUCAUCAUCGAGAGCGAGUUGCCCGAGUGGUUGAUGCGCAGUCCCGUCGCCGAGGACAAGGAGCCACUCGGCGCACGUAAGCGUACCACGCUCAACAACCUGCCCAUGGACGACCUCACCGAGAUACAAUGGGAGCGUAUGAUGGAGCUUGGCAUGAGUCUGCCAGAGUUUAAAGAGUACUUGGCCAACAAGAAAAAGAAGCGUGUCGACCUUAAAAAGGGAUCAUCUGCUAAAAAGAGUACACCCAAGAGAAAGAGAAAGGAUAGCGAGAGCGACUCUGAAGAAGAGGAUGACGGAUAUUACUCUGACUCGUUGUUGAUGAGUGAUUCUGAAGACAUCACUGUUACUCCUACCAACGAUCAAGAAAUGGAUCAAGAUGGUGAAGAAAAAGAAAAGGAAAAGACAAGUACUACAAGCACUGCAACAACACCAGCACAUACACCUGGAAAACGUGGAAGACCACCCAAACGUGCGUCGUCAGCUGCGAUUACUUCACCACCAGAAAAGAAGAAACCAGCAGCAGUUACCAAGAGACAACGCAAUGCCGGUGCUGCCGACACUACCACCACUGAGGAUGAAGAAGAGACAAAUGGAGUAGCAAGUGACGUUUCUGUUUCCAAUGACGACCAACCAAUGUCGCCAACACAAUCUUCGAGAAGAAAGAGAUUAAGUUUUACCCCCAAGACACUUGCUUCACCAGUCGCCGCCGCCUCAGACGACGCUACACCAGAGAAUGGUACUCCCUACAAACCAAGACGUGCAAGUACUCGAGGAAGUGCAAGCGUCAAAAAAGAGUCACAACAACAACAACCAAAUGGUGAUGCUCAUGAUGCUACCAACAACAACAACACGACCGAAUCAUCAUCAUCAGCAGAAAAACCAAAUGAUGAAAUCUUCCAAGGUAUCAUUGAAAAGAUUAAACGUAUCAAGGAAAAGACUAGAAAGGUGUCAGAAUUGUUCUGGGAUUUGCCAUCUCGUUCCGACUAUCCCGAUUAUUUCAAGGUCAUCAAGAAUCCCAUUUCAAUGAAUGAAAUCAGUCAAGGUUCAUACAAGACACCAGAAUUGUUUGUCAGUGAUUGGAAAUUGAUGUUUAACAAUGCUCUCACCUACAAUGAUCCAGAUUCUCAAGUUUACAGAGACGCCAUCACCCUCUACGAUAUAUUGGCAACCGAAGUUAAAUCUCAUUUUGAAUCUGUUAUUAUCCCUCCACUAUCAAAAGUUUAA